Molecule: messenger RNA, 4812 nt
Organism: Symbiodinium natans
Lineage: Eukaryota; Dinophyceae; Suessiales; Symbiodiniaceae
Source: the annotation of a GenBank genome assembly
AUGGACGACGACGCUGCUGGCGGGGACGCCGGUUUCGAUGAGGACUUCGAUGAGGAUCAGGCGUCUGACCUCGGCGAUGGAGACCUCCCAGAAAUGGACGGAGGCGAUGACGAUGCGGCAGAUGACUUCGACAUGGAUGCUCGGGUUGGCCAUUUGUCGCGGGCAGACAUUGCCGACCUGUCUCCUCAGGAGCAGCUGCAGAAAUGGCAUGAGAUGCUACUCUCAGCGGAGGUCGACCUCAUAUCGGAGUUAGAUGCUUCGAACAUCUUCUUCAUCAACGCAGAGUCCAUCAUCUGUGACCUACGCCUCUCUGCGGAGGUCAAUGAGGAUGGCCAGUUCCUUCGGAUGACCUUCAUGGUCGAGCAGCUGCUCUCCAGUAUCAAGUCCUGUGGUGGUGUGUACAGGAUCAUCUUCUUUGAUGCUUUCAAGCACGUCUUCAGCAUGCAGUUCGAAGACUCGCUUUGGGCGUUUAGGGAGGCUUUCUUGAGCCACUGUCGGAACAAUGGCAUUGACCACGCAGUCUUCUCCCACUGGUAUUCGCCAGAGUGGAAGGAGCACGUGUCCACAUGGAGGCCGUCCUUUUUUCUCCUAGCUGACGACGGCCUCGCAGUUGAGGAUGAAGAGGAGGACGAGGAGGAGGCCGAGCAGAACGCCAAGCUAAGGGGCUCCUUUCAGGCGCUGAUGCUCAGGUGCUUGUCCUACAAAGUUCACGUCGCUCUACUAAAGGGCUUGCAGCGACGCGGCAAUCGCGUCAUGGCCUUCACGCUAGAGCCCGACAACCACGAUUUAUUCAUUGACAAAAACGUCCAGGGUGCUCUCCAACCACUCCUCGAAGAGGAGGAUGAGGAUGAGGAUGAGAAUCAGGAGUCACCUGUACCGGCCCUGGUGGCUUUCAAGAAGCGCGGUGAUGGGAAGGUACAAGAGACCGCUUUACUCCGGUGCUUUCUCGUCGCGAGCUUCUGCAAGGACACAUUGGCGAUCAAAGCCGAUCCAGCUUCGAUGGCGCUCAUGAAGCUUUUCGUCAAGGUCAUGCUGAUCCAGGAGAUGAUGCUGCGCUACGUGCCUUUGGACAAACGAGCGUUUACAACAAUCGCAAGUGAUGCGUGGGAGCUGUACGCCGAGUCCAUCAGUGGUGCCCUGGACAGGUUUUACGCGUUCAUCUCCAAAGAGCUCGGGAGGUUGAACCGGGAGCCUGAGGCGGCGCUGCAGGGCUUGAAGCUGGACGCCUGCGAUUUGUUUGAUGGCCGCCUCUUCCGACAUCUUUUCCGCUUCAUUGUGGAGACGGGCUUGUCGGAGAAGAGCAAAGAGGUCAAGGCGGAUGCCUUCAAGUUCAGCUCCUACAUUGUGGAGGAGUUGGACUUCCUGUGGUCAGAGGCAUCUUCCAAGGAGAAGUUCUUCCCGCUGAAAAUCUCAGCAAUGAAGGACCUGGAGGGCCUGGAGCCACCAGACCUUCCAGAUCAGGCGCGGGUCCGGGAGAGACCUUCGCUUUUCAAGAUUCAGUCCGGGCUCUUCGACGCCAUGUGGAAGGAGAAAGCAGACAACCUGAAGGAAAUCGACGAGGAUGAGGCUGCCGAUCCUCCACUUCUUUGGGACAGGUAUAGCUGGAAGCAAGGCGUCCGAGUGGAUGCCAUUCAAGAGGUUCAGGAGAUGGAGAAGAAUGAAGCUGAGAAGAGGAUGGAGCAGAAGAUGAGGGAGAAGAAGAAGAUUACCGACAAGGACAGAGAGUACGAGCGAAAGUUCCACAUGAAGAGACGCCAAAUGGCCUUGCGGUCUCUUCAUCGCUAUGCAAAGUCCCUCACAGGCUCAGACAAGUUGCACCUGCCCAUUGUGAGCGUCAAGGCCGACCAGAAGAAGGAGGACCAGAAGAAGGAGGCGAAGAAGAAGGCGAAGCCGGAAGAGAAGGUGGAGAAGGUCAGCAAGAAGCAGCAGGAAAUUCUGGACAAGAAUCGCCAAAAGGAGCUGGAGAAAACCCAGGCGCAAGAUGCUCAGCAGCUCAACGACUGGGAGAAACCUGUGGAUGCUCUGGCGGAGGCUCCAGAUGUGUCGAAACUGGAGAAGGACCUCCUGGACUUGCUGAUUGGCUUCAACCGGGUGGUGCCGAGUUUCGUCGGCUUCCCCGCGCUCACGAACGCGUUCAAGACGCCAGAGGCGCAGGUGGCGAUCAUUGUGAAGGCCGUGAAGAGCCUGCGCGUAGCCCUCAAGAAGUUGCAGCUGGACAGGCUACCACCAGAGGCGCAACCCAAGGUGACAAGUCUGGUCGUCUACGUCUACUGCCUUGUUCAAGAAGCAUGGAAUUCCUACGGCAAGAAAGGCCUCUUUGAUGGGAAGCCGCAGAGGCCCAGGCCCCACGAGGUGAAGGAGGCCGAAGGAGCCAAGAGGCACGAAAAGGAGGAAGAGUUCGAUGAGUAUGCCGAUGAGUUCGAAGAUCACCUGGUGAAUACCCUGGAGUACCACUUGCCUGAGGUCAUCGCCUCGAAAAUGGCCUGCUUCGGGCCGUUCUCUUGCUGCAUGGACCUGGGCUGCGGCACGGGCCUCUGCGGCCGAGCCCUGAAGACCUCCACGCAGAUCGACAAGCUGAUUGGCGUCGACCUGUCUGAGGGCAUGCUGGCCAGGGCCCGCGAAGCCGGAGGCUACGACGAGCUGCAGCAGCGGGACCUGGUGGCGGCACUGGGCAACCAGGAGGUCGAGAGCGUCGACCUCCUGGUGGCAGCGGACGUGCUCAUCUACGUCCGCCACCUGGACCGAGUCUUCGCGCUCGCGCACCGGGUUCUGCGGGCGGAGGGCGUCUUCGUGUUCUCGACGGAGGCGGCAGGAGAGGAGGAGUCUUCUGAGGGGGCAGUUCAAAGAGAGUCCGGCCGAUACGCCCACUGCCGAUCCUUCAUCGCGGCGACGGCCUCGCCGCUUUUUGCCGUCGUUGAAGUCGAAACGAUUCCACUUCGGAUUGAGGAUGACCUGCCGCUGCAGGGUGAUGUUUUUGUUCUGCAGCGUCGGCCUGGAAGCCAGUGUGAUGAUGUGGAUGUUUCGCGUGCGUGCAUCAAGCUAUUCCAAGAGCUGCUGAUCUCUUUGGGCUUCCGCAACAACGCGCAAGGCAUGUUUCGGCAGUGGAAGCAGGUUCAGGCAACCCUUGGAAAGGACGAGGGCGCCGAAGACGGGGAUGGGAAGGACAAGAAAGGCAAAGACGCAAAGGACGACAAGAAGGACAAGAAGAAGGAUAAGGACUCCAAGGACAAGAAAGACAAGAAGGAGUCCAAGGACUCCAAGGAGGAUUCCCUCGACUCCUACGCUGUGACGAAGGAGGUGGAGCUUUGCUGGUCCGGAGUGGGCAGCGAUGAGUAUGCCUUCCAGCUGAUGUACAUGGGUCCGCAGAUGACUCGUCUUGUUGGCACAGCCAAGGCUGGCACAAGACAGGCUCUGUUUCGUUUCUUCGGUCUUGAGCGGGUUGCCAAGAUGAGAUGCAUGAAGCAGAUGAGGCGCAGCUCUAUGAAGGAGCCCCUACCGGUUCUCCACCUUGCCUUCUUGUGCGUGCUGGAAGGCGCGUACUUCUACACGAUCUGCAACAUCUUCAGCUUUGCGGGCAUUCUCAGUGUAGACCUUGGGUGGGCGCCAGAUAAGAACGAGGCGGGCUUUGUGGCAGGCUGGUUGCUAUCAGCCAACGUCUUCGGCCGCAUCUUUACGUCUCCGGUCUGGGGCUUUGUCGCGGGACGCUAUGGCAUCAAGGUUGUGCUUGUCAUUACUUUGGUCUCCAUGCUGGUGGGCGGCAUUCUCUUCGGUUUCUGCACGAACCUCAUUGCAGCGAUGACCGUUCGCUUCAUACUCUUUGGGCUUCUGAACGGCUGGCUGGUUUUGACGGGUCCUUGUGCGGUUGCUGCUGCUGGACGCGAGCGCCAAACAGAAGUUCUAGGAUUGAUCUUUGCAGCGGGAUGCGGUAUGCAGCUGAUAGGUCCUGCGAUAGGAGGCUGGACUUAUGGCACUUUCGAAGAAUUGCCAGCAUUACUGCCAAGCCUGGUUGGAUGUGGUUUGAGUAUUCUUGCCUCCGUCCUCUUGUUUGCGGUCCGCAAGACUUUCGCGCAAGAGGAGCUUGCGGUCAAGGCAACGAAGGCAGAGCCUCGAUUGGAUCUUCCAAAACGCAAGGCGUUAAUUUUCCAGAAGCCUUUGCCGCUGAUCCUCUUCAUGCGCUUUGUCGCAGGGUGCGCCUCGUAUACUAUGAAUGUAGCUGUGCCGUUGUGGCUAAUCUCUGACCCUGAACUGGGAGGCCUUGGGAUGACUGAAAAGUCUGUCGGCUCUUUUCUCUGCAGAUCGGCUGUUUGGUACAUCAUCUACUUCACCUGGGUCUUGCCAUGGUGCUCGAAGCAGUUUGGCAGUCGUUGCUACAGCAUUGUGGUAAGUGUCGUUGCAGCAGUCACGGCCUGCUUCUUGCCUUUCUCUCCAAACAUUCCAGUAGCCAACGUGUUGCACCUCGUUUGGGCAUCUGCCCUUAUUGGCAACAAUGUGCUGAACGUUGCUUUCACCAACAACGCAUGUCCGCAAAAUCAUUUCAUGGCAAAUGGUCUUGCAGUGACUGCUGAGACAGUUGGGAAAGCUGUUGGACCAGCGGCGUCUGCUUCAAUUUUCGCGUGGACACUGCGAACUUGGGGCUGGCACGGGCAUGGCGCCUUGUUUUUCAUGUUGGCGGGAUGCUCGAUCAUUCAAAUCCUUUGUGUCCUUUGUCUGCCCGACAAUGUCGAGCCUGCUUGCCAGCCAGUAGAGGAAGGGCCAGCUGAUUCUAGCAUCGCGAGUAAGGAAGAGAAAGUUGUGGAUUCUUCACAAGCUUGA